GCAAUCCACUCAUAUCACUGGCAACACUACCCGCAACUCCAAAGCACCUCGAAAACUGAUAAGAUAAGUGCCCCAAUCGAAGCCAACCAAAGCUCCAUUGACUGAAAAAGAAGUCAAAUAGCAGUAUCGAAUCAGUCUAGCAAGUGGAUUAACCCCGCCGCCAUGAAAUUCCUGAGCAUUCUACUGGCCCUGUGCCUCAUUUUGGCCAUCGCCGUGUUGCCAAUUCGCAGCGAUGACGACGUGGAGGCGAAAAAUGAAUUCUGCCCCUGCCCCAGGAGCUUCGAUCCCGUUUGUGGCAGCAACCUUGUCACCUACCCCAAUCGCUGCGAAUUCGAUUGCAAGCGUCGAAAUGUGGAACGCCAGGGACGCAGCCUGGGACUCUUGAGAUCUGGAACUUGCUGAACUAAAACACCUUUAUACAACAAACCAAAGAAACGUCAAGGAAAAAUGAAAUCAAAUAAAAUAAGUGCCUUGUAUUAAUCAUCAAUGUGAAAUAUAUAGAAAUAAAUCCGCUUAUCAACCAGA
Molecule: messenger RNA, 525 nt
Organism: Drosophila rhopaloa
Lineage: Eukaryota; Metazoa; Arthropoda; Insecta; Diptera; Drosophilidae
Product: serine protease inhibitor Kazal-type 1
Exons: 1
Coding region: 163-402 (79 amino acids)
Molecular function (GO): protein binding
Source: RefSeq, a predicted model, not a curated record